Dentiscutata erythropus is the source of this 591-nucleotide messenger RNA. The record is from the annotation of a GenBank genome assembly. Lineage: Eukaryota; Fungi; Glomeromycota; Glomeromycetes; Diversisporales; Gigasporaceae.
AUCUUAGAUGAUGAUAAGUUUGCUAUGACACCAGAAUUACGAGAUCUUACACAAGACCGUCAGUUUUGGGCAAAUGCUGAUGUUCUAGCGAAAGUUUUAUCUCCUGCUAAAAAUGCAGUUAAAAUAGUUGAAUCUAAAACUACUACAACUGCUAAUAUCUUUUUAUUUCUUGUUCAAAUGGCAGUGGCUAUUAAUGCACUUAAAAAAAAUGAUUUAUUAGAACGUAUAGAAUUUCGUAUGAAAGAUUCAAUAUUUUAUCAAAAUUUGCAUACGGCUCUUGAAAUUUGGAAAAAAAUUGGUGGCGGAUUAGCAAGUGCAAAUUUACUUGUAGCACAAAUCAAAAUGUAUGAUAUAUUUGAACCACCAUAUAAUUAUUCUUUUGUGGAAGGAGUUGAAACUCCACAAACCUGGUGGAAUGGGUGUAAACUUUCAAAUCAUCCGUUGCAAAAACUUGCAUUACAUUUAUUAGCAAUUACUCCACACAGCGCAAGCUAUGAAGAGCUUGAUGCUGAUUAUAUUUCUGAUACUGAGAACUUAGAUGAUCUUUUACAAUUCGAUAGUGAAAAUUUGGAGAUUGAAGAAAUAACUUGA